AUGCACGCAGCAGGGUUGACGCGGACCGAGUACUUGGCGGUGGUCAAGGCGGCUGGGGGACGGCACCGAGUUCCACGGACUGAGCGUGGUCGUGUCGAGGGAUACUGCGGACACGUCCCGGGCGCAACGGCCCAUUCCAUCUCGACCGUGGCGGGCCUCUACUCUCAGCUGGCCUACGAGGUCGGUGCAGGCGUUCUGCCCUCGGCAACGUCGAGCGUCACUGGUGCUGGCACGGCAAAGCUUCGCAAGCCUGGCAAGCCCUCGUCCGAGACAGACAUCCCGGAUCUGGAUCUGACCAUGUACGGCGACUCGGCCUAUCGCGGCUCGGCCAAGACCGGCGGCUCGGUGUCGGGCAAGCUGGAGCGGGCGGAUGGCCGCGGGACCGGAGGCGCGGUGCCUGGUGGCACGACGGGGGAUGAUGCGGCUGAGGCCGAUCCGGAGAACACCUUUGUGGCCCAUCCAGCGGCUCCGCUUCUUCGCGGCGUGUACUCGGCCAAGGUCGGCCUCACGCCCGAGCAGGAGGCUACCACCCGCGACGGCUACAUCAAGUCGUUCCUCGACCGCAAGGUCGCCAACACCUACACUCCGACCGAGGACAGGCCCAAGCGGUACCUGGCCGGCAAGACUGGCGUCGGCUGCAUGGCCAUCGGUGGUGUCGCAGGCGACCGCAGGCAGUCGGCGUCGGCUGCAAGCGCCCCCACCGGCCCGCGGCCCAUCGUCAUUCCGCCGCCGCCGUCGACGGCAACUGCCACCGCGGCCGAUGUGAGUGAAAUCGCCCCGGUCGUGCCCGUCGUCAAGUACGAGGCGCCCGAUCCGCAGCGGACCUCGCCGUCCAACGGCAUUCUCGGCAAUGGCUACUCGUUUGCCCUCGUCGACCGCCGCAACGCCAAGCGCAACGAGGCCUCCAUCCCGCCGGGCUACACCGGGUACUACCCGGGCUCGAAGUACCUGAUUGGCAGCUGA
This is a messenger RNA of Thecamonas trahens ATCC 50062, 963 nucleotides long. RefSeq lists its product as uncharacterized. Lineage: Eukaryota; Apusomonadida; Apusomonadidae. Bases 1 to 963 code for a protein of 320 amino acids. The record is from RefSeq and is a predicted model, not a curated record. The transcript has a single exon.